GGGUCGCAUCGCGGCGUCAUGUUGGGCGCUGCUCAGUUCGUCCUGCCGUCCGACUCUCCGGCUGGUUUGCUUCUGUCCCACUGAGAACGAAGGCUGGGUAAAUGCCCGGCAAGCGGAGUGGUGAGAAUGAGGACUAGCCAAAGGUUGAACGGCCUUGGGGGCGGCCCCCUGGCUCUAAAACCAGGCUCUCGGCAGCGGCUAUGGUGGACGCCGCUGCGGCUUGGGCAGGGGCUUAGGCCGCCCGGGGCGGGGCGGAGGCGGUGGGCAUUCUGCUCCCGGGCCAGACACGUAUUAAGAGGAGCGGAGGGUCAUGUCUUUGGAAGACGAGAUGAAAAUUCUCGAGAAGCUGGGAGAAGGGUUUGCGCACCCUUAAGCAAAACGAGGAGGCGGUCAGGACCAGCAUGGAGAGUGUUUCACCCGUCUGCUCCUAGGUGCUGUGCAUUCCUCAGGAGGUAAACAUCGAGAAGAUGGAGACGAAUUAAUCUUUGGGGUCUAGGAUUAGACCAGAGGAGGAGGGGGCAGCCUCUGACGCUGAAGGCCAUCUGCAGCCCGGCCAAACGGGUUUACAUGCAACUGGUGGAAACCACUGGCAAGGGCAACCCAGAGAAGUUUCAUGCGAGCAAGGGAUGGUUGGAGAAGUUUAGAAAUCGCUAUAGGCUGCUGAAUUCGAGGUUGAUAGGGAAGAACCGUUAAAUACCCACGUAUUCCAAGCAACUCCAGAAACUGAUCAGAGUUAGUGGCUUUGUACCUCAGCAGGUCUUCACCGCCAAGCAGAUGAGCCUGUUUUGGAAGUGCUUGCCUUCGCAUACUUUUGGGGAAAAAGACAAAAUUCCGGAAAGCUUAGAGGAAGCUAAGGACUGGAUUUCUUUCAUUUUUUGUUCCAGUGCCGCAGGUGACAAAACCAUUGCUGCUUUAUGAAGUAGCACCUGUUUCAUGGAAAAAAAUAUAAAACGCCUUCCUGUUUUCCGGCGAUCACUAACAGUAUCAUUAACAGCUGCCCUCAUUUUGGAUUGGCUUCGUAAUUGUUUUAUUCAUUGAACCUGGAGUUAUUUAACAGAAAAAAAUCUUGCCUUCAGAGUGUUGCUGUUUUUGGACAGAGGUCUCAGUCACCCAGACUCCAUUCUUUGCUCAUCCCAAUGAUGAUAUUGUGUUUCUCCAUCUGGAGCGCAGUAGCUAUUCUUAAGCCCUUGGAUCAGGGUAUAAUUGAAGCAUUCAGGAGGUAAUACACCAAGCAUAUAUUUGACUACUUUGCCGACUUUUUGAAAAAAAAAAACACCUUGCCUCACUUUGAAAGAAACAUGGCAACAGGACAACUUUGCUGAUGCUUUGGUAGUAAUAAAAGAGGUGAUGGAUGAUAUAAAAACCAGCCUCUCUUAAUAAAGCCUGGUGGAACCUUUGGGAUGAUGUUGUGAAUGAUUAUGCAGGUUUCCCUAGAGCUAAUGAAGAUGCUGAAAAAAACCAUAAAGUCUGAAAAUGGAUGGGCUUUAAAUUCAUCGAUAUUGAUGAAAGUGAAAUUAAUAAGCUACUUAAGUUUCAAGCUUUGGCAAUAACAGAGAGAGUCUAUAUCUGUAGAUGAGGAAGAAGGCAAAUCUCUGGAACCAGAGAUAAAGUUGAGCUUAAGGAAACAAUUCUGUCUUACACCAGGUGUCAGACCUCAUUGAAGCUGCAAUUGAUAUGGGUUCUGUACUGGAUUGGAGUUUGACCUUUAAAAAAGAUUUCAGUAAAUUGUUGUAUACCUAUAAAGAGGCCCAAAAGAACCUUCAAAAUAAAGCAAAGGAGAUGAAGAAAGAGAAGGAAGACACAAACAAUAAAGAGGAAGUAGUGUGGGUGAAAGAGAUGGGUACAGACUCUGACUCUGAAGAGGAUUCUGAGUCCAUAUCUGAAUCCAGUAAGGAGGAGGAGAGAAAGAGGGUAAGAAGCCUCCAGAGGAAGAACUUAUAAUCUCAGGCAGUGACACUGAGGCUCUUACUAGAUCUGAAGAAUCUGCCAAAGCCAUAAAUGCAGAAUUGGACUUUUGGAAUCUAACCUUGGAAUUGGACCUGAAGAGAGUAGAAGUGCCUGAGUUGAAAUAAGAAGAGAAUCCAGAAGCAGUUUCUUCCAAAUAACAGUUCAUCUCUUGCCAUCCUUCCCCUGCUGCCCCAGCAUCACCUUCAUCAUGACCAUCCUUAAAAUCAACAAACAUUUAUUGAGCAUAAUCUCUGUGGGAUCCUGUGCUAAACUCUGGGACAUCAUCUCAGGAUCUAAGAUCCUGACUGCUUCUUUCCUGACAUACUCCAUGCUCAGGACCCUUAGCCAGCAGCUCCUUUCAGUUGUCACUGGCAGCUAUGUCUCCGGCACUUACUCCAUCGUUUUUGUCAACUGUCCCAACGAGCAGAUUGCCAGAGAUAUUGCCAGGGCUAUACUGGAUAAGAAGCUGACUGCCUCUGUGAACAUCCUGCCUAAGGCAUACUCACUAUACUAUUGGAAUGGAGAAAUAGAAGAAGCCACUGAAAUCCUGCUGUUAAUAAAGACAAAGACUUCCAAGGUCCAUAUGCUGUCCAGCUACAUCAGGUUGGUGCAUCCUUUUGAAAUCCCAGAGGUCUUCAGUCUUCCCAUGGACCAAGGAGAUGUGCACUAUUUAAAGUGGCUGGAGGAGGGCAUGGAGGAGGAAUGAGUGCCUCCUGCCGGCUGACUCUGACCUUCCUCAGCUGUUCUCUGGGGGAGGGAAGGCUUCCUCUGCCCCCUUGCAUCUCUGGAUUCCAUGCUUUUGUCAGCACAGAGGAGUUAAGUAACCUGUGGAGGGUGAAGGUCCAAGGCUUCUGAGGCUGGAAGAGGACACUGGGCCAGUCAGGCCAAGCAGGAACCCAGUGGAUCUUGUCUCUGAGGGCAUCAUGCGUAAAGGUGUCUUCUCCACAGGGAAGAUCGCUGUGGGGUGAGAAGAGAGACCUGAUCUAGGCUGCUUCCAUGGCUCUGUCACAAGGUGACUCCACUCUGGGGACACUAUGGGCAGUUUGGGUGGGAGUCCACAGACAUCUGCGGUAUCCUAGGUCUUCCUUCUCAAGAGGGAAGGGUGUGUGGGAAGGGUGUUACCAGGCUCUGGUUCUGACACCUUCUGUGCUUCUUGGACCUUAGUUCCUCCAGAUAUAAAAUGAGGGAGGAUCUGCAAGGACCCUUCCAUGAAGACCUCGUAGCGCCUUCAGGCUGAGCCCCUUCCAGAGGUCCAGAGGAUCCUGUCUGUGAUAGUGGGGAGUUUGGUGGGCUGCCUCAGGAGAAGAAAGAAAAUGAUAAUGGUGAUGUCCUUUUUUUUACGACAGAUGUUUCUGGUGCAUGUGAAAAUCUUGUGUAAAGUAAACCCUACCGAAAAUGUACUGGGGACCCCAAAUGGACUGUCCGUAUUGCUUUCACGAUAAAGUCAAUUACUUGGUCUGGAUUUCAAGGCCCUUCGGAGCCUUGCCUCAACUCAGUUUUCCAUCCUCACCUACUCUGGCAUGUAGGUGCUCCAGUAUGCUGUGAAGUUACUCCUGUGUUCAGGCCACGCCCUCUGCCUGAUCACCCUUCUGCAUGAGUGCUUAAGAAGUCUCCUUGGCAAGGCCUGGCAUCCCUGGUUGGAAGGAAUCUCCCCUGCCUUGAUGUCCUGUUAUCCUUGUGCGUCACAGUCAGUCUCCUGUUUCUAGAUUGUGAGCUGCUCGAGGUGAGGGAUAUGUUUGAAUCCAUUUGGUCUCUUGCACUGGGUUUGGCAGAUAUUUCCUGAAUUGAUGUUUCAAGGAUUUGAAUAGCUAAAGCUUUCUUUA
This is a messenger RNA of Mesoplodon densirostris (Blainville's beaked whale), 3770 nucleotides long. Its product is annotated as protein CutA homolog. The record is from RefSeq and is a predicted model, not a curated record. The coding region runs from base 2156 to 2653 and encodes 165 amino acids. Gene Ontology annotation, molecular function: copper ion binding. Lineage: Eukaryota; Metazoa; Chordata; Mammalia; Artiodactyla; Ziphiidae. Gene Ontology annotation, biological process: response to metal ion. The transcript has 7 exons.